AUGUCUAUUCCAACAUCUGCAGAUGAUAGUGCAGCAUUCAGGGCAGAUAUUCUAGCCUACAUCGGAAAAUCCGCCCGUUCCAUCGUCAGCGAUAGCCGCACUCCAACUACAAAAACGAUCAACACCUCAAUAUCAUGCCUUGAACAAGCUAUCGCUUUGAUUCCCGACACUGAUCCUGUCAAGGCAGAGCACUGGCACGAUCUAGCAAAAGCCUAUCGCGAGCGCUUCGAGAUGCUCGGACAAGAAGAGGACAUAACGAAGGCAAUUACAGCACUACGAAAAGCAUUAGAAAUUGCUCCGAGUGGCAAAAGUAAGAACAUCACCCUCUUCAAUGAUCUUACCAAUGCAUACCGCCUGCGAUUUGAGCACAACAACUGCGGCGAGGAGAUUCGAAACGGACUCUUGGCAUCCGAUGAGGCCCUGCUACUCUGCCCACCAAGCGAUGAACAACUUCUCACCGUUCUAACAAGUCGUGGAAACCUCCUCCGUGCAUUUGAACACUCUGGGAACAUGAAAGAUCUGGACACAGGAAUAUCUGUACUAGAAGACGUGGUCCAGCGUACACCACUCGACUCUGACGAUCUCCCCCAUCGUCUCCACAAUCUAAGUAAUCUAUACUCUACCCGGUUCGAGCACUUAAAUAAUCGUCAAAGUCUAAAAAACGCCAUUUCAGCUAGUGAACGUGCACUUGACAAAACCCCCUCGACAUCCUCGAUACGAUUCCUAUUCCUACAAAGCCUCAGCGCCUUCCACCUCGCUCGUUUUGAACAGGAUAGUGAUGCAGCAGAUCUUGAGAAUUCCAUCUUGCUGGCAGAUCAGGCGGUUCAACUCUCCCCACAAGGCCGUCCAGAGCAAAUGUACAGCCUAACGAGUCUCGGUUACUCCCUCCUACGUCACUUUGAGUAUUCUGGAAACCUUGUCGAUAUCGACAAUUCCAUUUCUGCACUGAAACGUGCAGAUAGCCUACUUGCUCAGGGAAGGUCCAAAGCCAUGUGCGUCAACAGUCUAGGACAAGCCAGCCUCCUCCGCUUCGCCCGCCUCAGCAAUUUUGCCGACCUUGACACCUCGAUCUCCUCUUUCCAGGCUGCCAUUUCUUUAACGCCAGACACAGAUGUUGCCAAACCCGCCUACCUAAAUAACCUCAGUGGAGCGUUCCAAACACGGUUCACUCGCCUUUGGCGAAAAGCAGACAUUGACAACAGCAUCUCCUCCCUUGACCAAGCAAUCCACCUCCUCGCAGAUGAUCACCCAUUCAAACCAGGAUUUCUGAGCAACCUCGGAGAUUCGUAUCUUAAAAGAUACAACAGGCUUAGAGGCAUUGAAGACCUCAACCUCUCUGUCGGAAUAGAACCGAGUAGUUGGUACUCGGACAUUCCGCCCUCGAAGAGUCGUCUCCCGACUCCUCGAGUACAUUCUCGUUUAUUUCCCUUAAUGGACAAUUACUUAGAAUAG
Messenger RNA from Cyclocybe aegerita, 1452 nucleotides. Lineage: Eukaryota; Fungi; Basidiomycota; Agaricomycetes; Agaricales; Hemipholiotaceae. The record is from the annotation of a GenBank genome assembly.